AUGGUUAAAUUCACUUUCUUGUCUGUCGCCUUGGUUUACCUCGCUACAAGUGUCAACGGUGUAACUUAUACUGUUGAGGUUGGUAAAGGAGGUGCUAAUGUUUACUCACCAGACAACUUUGAUGCAAAUGUGGGAGAUACUGUCGUCUUCAGAUUUGUUGACGGCACACACGAUGUCAUACAAUCAGAUGAAGCAAAUUCAUGCGCUAAAUCCGCAAGACAAGAUGCUUUCACUACGGAAGUCAUGACAGGUUCUAAAAAUGCUUCCCCGGAAGCCAUAUGGAGUUUGGAUACUGUUGGGCCAAGAUACUACUUUUGUAAUUUUGCAACGCAUUGUUCUGUUGGUAAAAUGUACGGUACGAUCAAUGUCCUUGAAGAGGGAAAAACACCAAAAGCACCCGGAGUAAUACAACCUGACCCUCCCGUAAAACAACCUGGUACUCCAGCUGAUGAUUCCCCGAAUGUACCAAAAUCCUCAUCUACUAACCCAUCCACUCCAACUGAUACAGGAAAAUCCGCUCCAAAAUCUGCUGCUAGCGUUAAUAAACCAAUCCCAGUUGCUAUCGUUGGUAGCGCCAUGAUGUCUUUGGCCGGUUAUGUUCUUGUAAACUUAUAA
Molecule: messenger RNA, 615 nt
Organism: Funneliformis mosseae
Lineage: Eukaryota; Fungi; Glomeromycota; Glomeromycetes; Glomerales; Glomeraceae
Source: the annotation of a GenBank genome assembly